Messenger RNA from Lactuca virosa, 971 nucleotides. The record is from the annotation of a GenBank genome assembly. Lineage: Eukaryota; Viridiplantae; Streptophyta; Magnoliopsida; Asterales; Asteraceae.
GCUAUCUGAGAAAAUAAUGGAUAGGGAAGGGCUAAAAUUGUAAAAUAUCGCAAAUAUCUAAAAGCUAGUGUCUCAUAUUUUCAGCCAUUCAUUAUUGAAUGUAUUUGGAAAAAUCGAAGAUAAUUUGAGCGAGAGAAACAUGAAGAGCAAAAGUAUUCAAGGCUCACUGCCGAUUCCUCUGUGGCUCCGUAAUGUUUUCUGUCCCUAUCAUUGAUUAAGAGAGUUGUACGAAGCAGGUUAUGUACAUGGUUGCUAGAGAUAUGAACAAAUUUUUGUGUUCCAACAAGUAAUUGGUUAUCGUCAACGUUUAUAAUAUUCUUUAAGACUAAUAAUUGACACAUUUACUCUCAAGUCUCAACAUUAAACAAGAUGUCCAUGUUGUAGAAGAAUGGUUGCUUUACUUUGGCAGACGAUGACAACUUUUGAUGUUCUUGCUCUUCCAGGAAAACACAAUGAAAAGCGCAUGCAAGAAACAAAAUUGCAUUGUAAACACACCCACAUCACAAGAAGAAAGGCAACAUCACUAUUCCUAUUCCUUUCUUCUCCAAUUCCAUUCCAUUCCCAACAAGCAUAUGCAGCUGAAUCUUCGAUUCUAGACAUGUUUAGAAUGACUGUUCCUGACCAGACAGUGGAGGAAGCUGAGAAUGGAAUCAGAGAACAUGCGAUGAGUUUGGUACAAGUGAAAGAUCUGUUGGAAUUGGAAUCAUGGAAAGAGGCGCAAAAGGAAUUGAGGAAGAGUGCUUCUUAUUUGAAACAAGACAUUUAUACGAUAAUUCAAGGGAAGCCUGGAAAUGAAAGACCUCAACUUCGGAAUCUUUAUUCCAAACUUUUUAAUGAUGUCACAGGAUUAGAUUAUGCAGCGAGAGAUAAGGAUGUGCCACGUGUGUGGAAAUUGUAUAAGGAUAUUGGUGUCACUCUUGAUGAUAUUUUAUCUAAAGUUUAAUUACAAGUAGAACGUAUUAUUUUAAGGA